AUGGCCGACCUCUCGAGAGAAGACCCGCCGCCUUCAAACAGCCCCCAUCUCGUUAUCCGGCAUCCUACCGAAGGAGAGUGCAGAACAAUCUCCACCAAUACAUCCGCCGAAUGGAAAGACUCGCUUUCGCUCGCGCAAUACUUAGAGGAGGGUCACUUGCUCGCUACGGUUCCUCUAGCCCAGGACGGAGGCAUGACAACAUGGAUCUUGGUUCACCAAGAUCAAGCUCCCAAUGAACGUAAAAUCUUGUGUUCUUGCGAAAGCUUCUCCAAGCGCUCACUCACGAGCAAUACCAGUGGCUCUGUUAGUGAGAAUACCGUGCAUGGUGUGGCUAGCGUCUUCUCUCCGAGCGAGUACCGCGGCCGAGGGUAUGCGGCACGUAUGAUGCGAAGCACGCUGUAUUCCGACAUAGGCAAAGAAUACUAUGCCAAACUGGGUUGGCUCCCGAACUCCACGAAUUCGCAUAUCGAGCUGCAACCCAGCGUCAUCGCAUGGCCUUCCCUUGCUACACCAGUUACAGAGGAUGAGCUGGGUGCUCUGUGUAAGCGGGAUGAGGAAUUGGUACGAUCCCGCAUGUCAAUACCUACAGAAGAGGCGAAAACUCGGUUUACAAUCAUCCCAGACGUUGAUCAUAUGCUCUGGCACAUAUCCAAAGAAGAGUUCGCCGCUAAACAACUCUUUGACAGAAUACCCAAUUCGAAAGGAGCGAGAGCUGGCCCGCCCGGUAGCCAAGUCUGGGCACUUUGGACGCAUCGAUACUACAGUCAUCCUGACGCAAGCACGUCACGCAACGUGCUAUACAUACUUCGUCUAGUGAUGGAGGUCGAUGAGACCGCAACAAGGUUAUCUUCUGAGGCUACCAAACGACCCGAGCCUACCGUCUAUGAGCGGCAGAUAGUGUGCCUUCGGGCGAUUUUGCAGGCAGCUCAGACCGAAGCCAACGAAUGGGAUCUCGAUGUCGUCAAAAUUUGGGAUCCUACACCCUUGGUUCUAGACCUGCUGACUCAAAGUGGUCUCGAGUACGAGGUCAUCGAACGGGAGAACGAUAGUAUCGCUAGUCUGCUUUGGUACGAUGCAGAUGGUGGGGUCAGUGACGGGAGGCCGUUGUGGCUGAACAACGAGCACUACGCGUGGCAAUAG
This is a messenger RNA of Alternaria arbusti, 1140 nucleotides long. RefSeq lists its product as uncharacterized. The record is from RefSeq and is a predicted model, not a curated record. Lineage: Eukaryota; Fungi; Ascomycota; Dothideomycetes; Pleosporales; Pleosporaceae. The transcript is spliced from 2 exons. The coding region runs from base 1 to 1140 and encodes 379 amino acids.